AUGAAUGAUGUUGAUUUGAGUGAAGACUUGGUAUAUCAUGUCAGGGAUGUUCUUACUUCAGUCCCAACGGGUGAGACUGAUGGAUAUAAUCAGAUUGUAGCUGUUUUGCACCACAGGAUCUCUCUUUCACCUGAUGAGGUUGCCCUUCUUGUGACAAGUUUGAAGGCACUCUCUGGUGCAGUUAUGUAUAUAGAUAAUGUCCUGCAUGAGUCGCUUCUUGCUUCGGCUCACGUUGCGAAAGGGCAACCUGGAAAUGCCAGAGUGGGCCAUCUAGAGUGGGUCGCCGUGGAUGUCGGUGUCAGAAGCGUGGCUGCUUCAAAUGGAAAAUAUAUUGAUUCAUGUUUAGAAAUUCUGGUAUGCAAUUUCACGCCUCCUUAUUCAUUCAUGGCUGCGCUGAAUCAGCCACGUGGUAUUACAAGAAAAGGACAAGGUCUAUCUCGUGUUCAUUCAGCUUUGAAAGAUAUAGCUGAUUUGGUACCUCUUUCCCCCAUGAGAUUAUUGCCGAUUGUGAUUCAGAGAAAGCCACACUACAGUUCUCAAGAAAAAGUGAGUUCAUUAGAAUGUUCUUGUGACAUAUGUGGAAAAGAGGGUGGCAUUUUUGGUGAACUUGUCAGAAGCACACUGCUUUCAGGGGUGGUGGAUUUGCUGAUAGAUUUGGAUGUGGAGAUUGGGUGGGAUGAUAUUCUACAAGAUGACUCUACUAGGGGCAUAUUUAAGAUGGAGCUAGAGCUUAUCGAAGAGGCUACGGAUGAUGAGUUUGAAGAUGGUGGGGAGCUUCCUAGAGAACCAAGUCGAAAAAGUUUAGGAGCAAAUCAGUUUGCAGAAAAGUUGGAUUGCUUGUUGGUACUAACAUUUGAGCAUCUUGAAUCCUGUGAAGUUAGUGGCCGAUUAAUUCAGCCGUUUGAAACUCUACUUCAAUCAUUUCAGAAGACAGUUCUGACUGCAUAUAAGUCGAAAAGUUUUGGGUCUUUUUCAUUGCAGUUUGUCAUGUUCUACGCUUGUUUUCUAGAUCCUAAAAACUGUGGCGCAAGAUUUGCUACAGUGCUCACCGAUAUUUUUGUUUCUAAUGUCUACCCCCCGCUUUUAAGGAUGAGAGCAGUUGCUUAUCUAGCUAGUUAUUUGUCUCGGGGCAAGUUUUUGUCAACUUCAUUGGUCACCGAUUCUCUGCAAAGGUUAUUGGAGUGGUGUUUGACUUACUGCAAACCGCGAGAUGGUGAAAUAGACCCGAAAGUGCACAGAAUCUUCUACUCCGGAUGUCAGGCGAUCAUGCACGUGCUGUGUUUCCGUAUGAGGUCAAUGAUGGCUGUUCCGCGCCUUAAAUCACAGCUUUUGGUUUUGCCAUUAGAAAACUAAAUCAUAAUCUUGUCUCAUAAGUUGAGCCCCUUGAAGGUUUGUCUGCCUUCUAUAGUACAGGAGUUUCUACAACAAGCAAAAACAGCGGGUUUAUUCACUACAUCCGAGAAAUUUAAUUUCGACAAUUAUUUUCCUAACAACCUGGUAUCUAAACUUUCAAGAGCUUUUGGUGGGAUGGAAAGGCUUGACGUGUUCUUCCCGUUUGACCCUUGUGUGCUAAAGAAACGUGACAGAUUCAUCCGGCCAAACUUCAUAUAUUGGUCAAUGGUCAAACCUACUUAUGACGAUGGCAAAGAAUGUAGCAGCGAUGAAGAAGCUGACGGUGACAAUUUCGACUCCGCGUUGAACAGAUUGUCCAUUACACCCAAAUACCAGGUUGGGGGUGCAUUGAAAGAGCCCGCUCGAAUGCCGACGUUUGUUUUUAUAUUCGUCCAUGAUUCUAUGACGUUUGUUUUUAUAUCCGUCUAUGAUUCUGAAUUAUGA
This is a messenger RNA of Morus notabilis, 1836 nucleotides long. RefSeq names its product RNA polymerase I-specific transcription initiation factor RRN3. Gene Ontology annotation, molecular function: RNA polymerase I general transcription initiation factor activity; RNA polymerase I core binding. Lineage: Eukaryota; Viridiplantae; Streptophyta; Magnoliopsida; Rosales; Moraceae. Gene Ontology annotation, biological process: transcription initiation at RNA polymerase I promoter. The record is from RefSeq and is a predicted model, not a curated record. Gene Ontology annotation, cellular component: nucleus.